CAAAAACUUGGAACCGGUCCAGUGCCUGACAAGAUCGCGUCGUGGUCACUCGUUUCAAAAAAACGAGAAUGUGUCGUGCAAAUAUUUCGUGAAUUUUUAAAUUUCUGCCUCCGAUAAUAAAAAAAAAAAAACUUAUAGUGUAUUAAUGAGUUACGCGUGUUCAUAUAACAGACGUAUCUUAUGCAAUACGAACAAAUAAACUAUACGGAACUAUAAUAAGUUAAUCAUUCUUUGUUUACCUGAUAUUUAAAUGAUUUCCAGUUUAUUGAUAACUUCUAGAACAUCCUGCUGUGUCACAAUGAAUUUUAUUAAAGCCGUGACAAAAAAAAUAGUGCCAUAGAGCUGUGCAUAUUCGUCGUGAUGUUUUGUUAAGUUGUGCACGUGUAAAAUAGUGAUCAAAACCGGUUUAGCAAUCCUAAUUCAAACAAAUCGUGCGCGAAAAAUUAAGUCUAAAGCAAAAAAAAGUAUACGAACGGCACGCUAGUAUUUUCAGAGUAUCACAAUAAUGUUAAAAGUAUACCUACCAAUUUAAAAUUCGUCCUUCAGUCACUACGCUGAUUGAAUUAACACUUUUUAAUACUAUACCAUAAUACGUGUGCGUGCCGCGGAAUUCCCUCAUUGAGUAAUCAUCUCUGGUUGAAACAACUCAACGAUCCUCAUCGUGUCUAGUCGUAUAGUGACCGCGGUGAGCACCGGUGCUCCCCAUUGAAACGAUGACAGCUUAAAUAACGGUUAUAAUAAAAGUAAUUCAUAGUUGCGGCGGCGGCUUAAUUUCGUUCAAUAUGUCCGUUGUUUUUAUGUUAUUCGUGUUUGUCGCGACGGGUUUGUGUUGGAAAUCGCAUAGACUGGAAAUUUGUGACGACGAGAACAGCGUGGAUAUCACAGCGGGCACCCAUUUAUCGGGUGGUGUGAUCUACCACGACGGGGUGCGGUACGACCAAAGCGAAUAUUAUACUGACAAGAGAACCGGAUCGGACCGGGGGUGCGUGUGCUCGAAAGGGACGUGCAUAAGAAAGUGUUGCCCCCUCGGCUAUGGCUACAAUUAUAAAAGCAAACAAUGUGUGAAAGUUUACGAGAGAUUCGCGCCGCCCGUUUGGGACAACUAUGCGUACGAAAUGUUAAAAGUGAACGCUUCCGACAUAUUCCAUUUUGUGCCCGGGAAAAUGAACUGCACCGAUUCCAAGACGAGGAUACGAAUAGGGCAAGCCACAAAGAAUUUUGUCUUGAGAGUGGAUGGUAAACUGUACAUACAAAUACCAGAGAGCAUUCCUCCGUGGCUCGUUCAGACCCCUGAUGAAUACUGCAUCGACACGUUCGUCAGAGAAGACCCAACAACCGGAGAGAGGACCUCAAGUCUGGACGCGCUGAUCUGCUUCGCUGAUAAAGUUAACAACGAACAAUACGUCCUAAGAUUCACUUGCAUGCUGAUUUCCUGCUUGUUCAUCCUGGCCACGGUAGCAGUGUACGCGUGGCUACCAGAGCUACGGAACUUGCACGGCAGGGUGCUCAUGGCGUACCUUCUCAGUCUGUUCGUCGGCUUCACGUUCCUGGCGACAAUGCAAAUACUGCUGACGAUCAACAACAUAACAGUGACGACAUGCGUUUAUUUCACAUUCGUGAUCUACUAUUCGUUGCUGGCGGCCUUCUUUUGGCUCAACGUCAUGUGCUUCGACAUCUGGUGGACUUUCAGCGGCAAACGUGGAAAAUCUUUAGAGAAAAUGUCACUGCGGACCCGCUUCGUGGCAUAUUCUUUAUACGCGUUUGGUAUACCUACUGUGCUGACUGCUCUACUUGUUGGAUUGGAGUUCUCGGGUCUUCCGCCGCAUCCCUUAUUACCAAUGAUCCGGCAACAAGGAUGUUUUAUUUACGGUACGAGUAAACUCAUUUACCUGUACGGUCCGAUUUCAAUACUCUGCAUCGCCAAUAUGACUUUCUUCGUGCUGACCGCCGUGAAAAUAGCGCAGAUUAAGAAGCAAACGUCGGUGCUCAAAUCGAAAGACAGUUCCACGCACGAUCAGCACCGGAAUGAUCGACAAAGGCUGCUCCUUUACAUCAAGUUGCUUGCGGUAAUGGGUGUUAGCUGGAUCCUAGAGGUAGUCAGCGCUAUAUACCCAGAAGCCGAAGAUAUCUGGAAAUUUACAGACGCCUACAACGUCCUUAUCGGAUUAAUCAUCUUCAUCAUUUUCGUCUGCAAGAGAAAAAUCUUCAGAUUGAUCAAGAAGAGGAUUAAGCAGAAGUUCCGACGAUCGAACAAUGAGAGCAGAGAGUUAAAGGAGAUAGUCGAUAAGAGAAUGAGACGCUGGCAAAAUAAUUCGAACCAAAGAGCCAGCUUAGAAACUAUCAGAACCUCAAUCGGUGUCGACUCUGAUGCUACCGUUAGAAACACGACAAAUAUAUAAACAGCUACGUGGCGAUCCAAUGUCCAGGACACAGACCACAACCUCUAGGACCCUCUCUACUCGCGAGGACGUAGCGAUGACUUCGAUCAAGAGCAAGUGAAUAUAACCAGUCUACUCCAAGUCACAUUCAUUUAUGGCUCUUCUCUAUUUGAAUAAUUCAAAGUCCGUUGCCAUGGUGAUCGCCGAGCUGUUGCCAUAGAGAAUUAAAAUGCUAGUAUAAUUCACGAAUUAUCCUAGUACGAUUCAUCUUUUGCUUCAGUGGUUAUUCCGGUGUUCUCAUCAUAAGAAACAUUAAUAUGAUGUUACGAUUUUUCUCUAUCGAUUUAGAAGCUAGUCAGAAUAGCCUCCACGUGAACUAAUUAUGAUCAGGCAGGCUGUAACAAUGUUUAAAUCUUUUUGUACUUAACACGCAUAGAAAUAAAAAAGACUAUACAAAAACUAAGAACCUGAGAGGCAGCUGAAAGAUUAAUUAAAUGUACAAGCGUCAUAAAUAAUCCUUUUAAUAAAAUAUUUCGGGAUGAUCGAAAGAAUUUAUUAUAAUUGGAACGAUUUGCCUAUGGACAAUUUUUUAAUCGUGGAUUCGGAGAAACAUCGCGUGUUUAAUUAUUAAAAAAAAAGUUAAUUUAAAUUAGACGGUGUGGUAAAAUUUAAUAAUACAUUAUUAUUAAUAUUACGCACUUAUUGCACAGUUUUGUUAUUUAAGAUAUAUAUGUAGUUGCUUUAGCUCACUCAGUCUUAUUCCACUUGGUUUUUUAAACUAUAAAUAUAAAUGUACCUAGAUUAUUUAAGAAUUUAUUAAUAGUUAGGAAUACUCAUGCAAAAUUAUAUUUGCAGUUUCCAAUUUUACCAAAGGCUUUUCCGUAGUUAUUCUCCUAUAAUAUAUAAUUUUCAAAUACACAAUUAUAUGUUGUCAAUAAAAAUAAAUCUUUGCAUAGAUUGUACUCACUAUUUUUAAUGUUUCAUCUCUCACACACAGAAUACUUAUUUAAAAGCGGUGAAAAUUGGGAAUAGUAGAAGAGUUCUAUGUAUUUUCCAUUAUUAGACAUGUUCGAACACGGCCAAAAGAUUCAAAAACCUCAAGAACUAAUAGAAUAUUGAGUGAAGGUAACUAGAAAAUAAAUUUGUUCCUCAAAAAAGAGUCCAAAUGUUGUACAGUUGAAAUUCAUACCAAUGCGUGUGCAUAAAUUACAAAAAACAAAAGACUACCUUCAUAUUGUGUCUUCGAAAAACUUUUUAACAGAAAAAGUACUACAUACUUGAUAUAAAAUCAUGGUUAACCUUUGUUAAAAAGAGUUGUAUCGAAAAAUAAAGCUGUUUCUUUAAAUUAGUUAGGAAUGGGUUGGAGUAAGAUUAAAUUGUGUUAAACAUAACUGCUAAUGAAUUAUAAAUCAUUACUUAGAUAACGACUCUUUGAAAAACGAAAUACACGGCGCAAAUUUUGAGGAAAACUUAAUGUGAACAUUUAAAUGUUUCAAAGUUCUAUUUUUAAUUUUAUAUUCACGAAAGAGGUUUAUAGCGUUUUUAAAUGAGAAUUUUAAACUUCCAUUCGUUACACUUCCUAGAAGUUAAACAAAGAAUUAACAUUUUUCAUUUAUGUUUAGAUAACGCCUUAAUUAUACUCCCAGUAUAGCAUAGUUCAUCAAGUACACAGUAAAAUGUUGGGUGCCCAAAAAAUCUUUGAAAUAUAUCAUCAUUUUAAGCGCGAUGUAAGUUCCGAGGUCGUUGACCUAUGUCGAUGAAAAUACAACAAAAUCUUUCUCAUUCCGUAAAAUUGCUGCAGUCUUAUUUAUAGGUACCUAUAUGAUUUAUUGUAUUUACUAUGCUCAUUAUAAAUACCAUAAAACAUAAUAUGGUAUUUAAAAGAAAUUAUUAAAACCGUAUUUUCCAUACCCAUCCUGUGUGUUGAACACAAUUUUCAUAAUCAAUAUUUAAGAAUUCUAACCUCAAAGUAUCUUAGGGACCAGUAUUUAAUUUAGUAAUAUUAUGAUGUUAAAAGAUGUAAUCUCUAGUCUUUUAUGUGUGUAUGUGUCUUUAUGUUAUUUGUAGACCUAUGUUUUGUAUUAAUCGUGAUGUUUGAUAACUGUUUACGUGAAAAAUAUUGUGUUUUUAAAACGCUUUCUUAUCUAAGUACAUUAUCAGAAUGUAAGAUUAUUUUAAAUGAAAUUCUAAUAUAAAUGUAUAUUAUAAUAAAUAAAAACGACAUUAAGUACCUC
This is a messenger RNA of Bombyx mori (domestic silkworm), 4612 nucleotides long. RefSeq names its product G-protein coupled receptor Mth2. Gene Ontology annotation, biological process: cell surface receptor signaling pathway. Bases 783 to 2399 code for a protein of 538 amino acids. Gene Ontology annotation, cellular component: membrane. The record is from RefSeq and is a predicted model, not a curated record. NCBI's taxonomy places the organism in Eukaryota, Metazoa, Arthropoda, Insecta, Lepidoptera, Bombycidae. The transcript has 9 exons. Gene Ontology annotation, molecular function: G protein-coupled receptor activity.